Messenger RNA from Penaeus monodon (black tiger shrimp), 4319 nucleotides. It is a transcript of the gene wnd, whose product is annotated as mitogen-activated protein kinase kinase kinase 13-B-like. The record is from RefSeq and is a predicted model, not a curated record. Gene Ontology annotation, biological process: protein autophosphorylation; JNK cascade. NCBI's taxonomy places the organism in Eukaryota, Metazoa, Arthropoda, Malacostraca, Decapoda, Penaeidae. Gene Ontology annotation, molecular function: ATP binding; JUN kinase kinase kinase activity.
CGCACGUGCAGGAUAUACCAUGCAACAUAUUGUUUUUCGCGUGCAAUGUGGGUGUGUGCGUGCAUAAUUGAAGUGUAGUAGUUAAUAUAUAUCCAAUUAUUUCGCAACAUGAUUCCUUGAAAUCAACCUCGCUCGAAGAGCGGGAAGUGUCAGAUAACUUUAUAUACAUAUUCUUAAAAAGCAUUAAUCCACCAAGUGGUUUUGUGUCUUAGAUGAUAAAAGUAAUCGUAAAAUAUAUAGAAAGAAAAUGAAACAAUGUUUGUAGAACUGAACAGACAAAUACAGUUACAUUAUCUACAAUGUAACACCAACCUCUCCGUCUCCAUGGUUUAAAAAGCGGCCGCUGUUAUGUUAAUUUGAGCCUCCUAUCAAAUUAACAGCAACAUCUCCGACCCGGGAACUAGCAGGGCUGUGUUAACUUGAAAGGCCAAGUUAACAAGAGCUAUUUCAACUGCUCAAUUAGGCGAGAUCAUGGCUAAGGAUUCACCAUUAACGGAUAUUGACGUCAUGUUGCGGAUGGAGGAAGAGCUGCACAACCUCCAACUCCACUCGCAGAGAUCCACGCCCCUAGAACCUCAUCCCAGAACCCACCACGAAGGAGGGGAAGACAGCAGCCCAGACUCCCCUCCUGGUGGGGUACAGAUUACCUAUCGGGACGGCCAGAGGGUGAACUGGCUCGAAGGAAUCAUCGGCUGCUUGAGACCCGUGUGGACCAUCAUCGGCAAGGCGGCGAUCAGUGAGAAACAGCAGCAGACCGACAACUGGGAGAUCCCGUUCGAGGAGGUGUCCAACCUGGAGUGGCUCGGGUCAGGGGCUCAAGGAGCAGUGUUCCGAGGGCGACUUCGAGGGAACUGGGUGGCCAUAAAGAAGGUCAGAGAGCAGAAGGAGACAGACAUCCAGCACUUGAGGAAGCUGAACCACCCUAACAUCGUCCAGUUUAUUGGUGUGUGCACAGCGGCACCCUGUUACUGCAUUGUGAUGGAAUAUUGUCCUUACGGUGCCUUAUACAACCUCCUGAAGGACGGUCGCGACAUCCCCCCGGAUAAGGUCGCGAGCUGGGCCAAGGAGAUCGCCUCGGGAAUGAACUACCUGCACCAGCACAAGAUCAUUCACAGGGAUCUCAAAAGCCCCAAUGUCCUCAUCGGAGCCAACCAAGAAGUGAAAAUCAGUGACUUCGGAACAUGUCGUGAGUGGAAUGACGUGAGCACCAGGAUGAGCUUUGCGGGAACGCUAGCAUGGAUGGCACCAGAGGUUAUUCGCAAUGAACCUUGCAACGAGAAAGUGGACAUAUGGUCAUUUGGAGUCGUUCUUUGGGAACUGCUGACGUGUGAGAUUCCGUAUCGUGAUGUUGACAACUCGGCUAUCAUCUAUGGGGUUGGAUCUAGCUCUCUCCACCUCCCCAUACCGUCUACCUGCCCCGAUGGAUUCAGACUAAUUGUUCAGAUGUGCUGGAAUACCAAACCACGAAACAGGCCUUCGUUCAAGUAUAUUUUGAUGCACCUUGACAUUGCAGCAGUUGAAAUUCGCAGCACACCUCCCGAGACAUAUUUCAAAACACAGAUGUCAUGGAAGGCAGAGAUCCGGCAACAGAUGGCGUCCAUGAACUCCAGAGGGUCACACAUUCCACGCAUGGAGGAAGACCUCGUCAAACGGCGGCACGAUGAGCUGAAACAUGCUCAGGACAUCCGGGAACACUGGGAGCGGAAACUCGUCAUUGCCAACGAUCUCUACCUUGAACUGUCGGCAGCAAUGUUGCAGCUUGAACAAAGGGAAAAAGAGCUUCUAAAGUCGACUUCCAGGAGGGAACACGCAAACCAAAUACACAAAGGAAAACGGAGGAUAGUUCGGCCGCUGAUCAAGGCCCAAGAACGUCUCCAAGCACGCAGAGGAGGCCAACUCACGUCCUCCAACCCAACCAGUCCUGAGGCACAGACAAGUUUUGUGUCUACGUCAAAGCUGCCAUCGAAUCGUUCCAAGAAGCCCCUCUACACCGAGAUUGGUACAAACAAUCUCCCGUUGUCCACGACGAGGCCUGCUUCCCUUCACGUGACCCAGAGCAACCCCAAGUCCUCCACCAACUCACAAAACGUGGGAGGAGUGGCUGAGUCAGGUCACCAGGAGACUGACCUAGGUGGCCGUGGAGGCUCGGGUCGGAGGCGACGGCACCAGAGGAACAAGAGUCAUGGGGGGGUUAUUGCAUAUGUCAGUUCAACUAGUCCUAAGCAUAGUCCUGUUGUAGAUAGAAGGGGUUAUAGCCUCAGCCCAAGCCAUGAGAGAGUUCCUAUACUAGUAGACUCAGGAACGCAGACUGAUCACAUGGACAUGAGUGAAACUGACACCUCGCCUGUGAAGACCCCUGGGCCCAACAAACCGUCCACACUGCCUCUGCAUAAGGAAGACAGGGACACAAGCGGGGACAAGAAGCCUCCCUGCGGCCACACUGCCCUCGAGACCAGUCCCAACGGCAACACUAUCCCUGAGCAGAGCCCCUGCUGUGAGCACUGUCCUCGGCAGCAGUAUUGGCGGUUAACUUCAACAGACUCUAAUGACUCUAAUAAAAAUUUCCCCAUUGCUGACCCAGUUGUAGCAAGAUUAAGUGAAGGUAGAGAAGAAUAUACAAUUGAGGAGACCCUACAGAUACUCAACAACAAUGAGGAUGAUGUAGACAUUCUCCACCAGCUUGGGGACAAGUGGGAUGCAAUAGAGAGAGUUUUAGCGGAUAAAAAAGCACUGCCAAAUGGAUACAGACGGGUAAAGCACGGUCCUCUCAUGAGAUUCGACCAUUCCAUUCCGGAAAGCUUCUCAGAGUCGACCCCAAUGGACAUCGGCCAGCCAAAGCUUGAAAGCAUGUCUCAGAGCCAGUCCUCAAACACUACAAAUGAGACAGAAGAAGAGGAGAGAAACUCCAGCAUUGAGCAGGACAUCCUGAAUCGCAAUUCAGACAUGGUUGCCUCCAGUGAAUUCGAUUCCAGCCAUGACUCAGUCGGUCAUGAGUUGUCAGUUCCCUAGAUGGCCAUUACCAAGUCAUCAAACGAAAAUGUUUCAUGCGACGGCCUAUUCCAAGGAGCAAGAACCAUCGGUCUGUCUGUCUGACAAGGUCCACGCAGAGCACACAGAGCUCAGAAGGGGGGGUGUCAGAGGAUGAAGCUGGGCCUUCUGUCAGAGCGGGUUACUACUCUCAUCGAUUAGAUGGCCAGUAUCCUUCAAGAUUAAUGAGUGGGGCUGGCCCAUCCCAUGACAGUGACACCUCAGACUCUGAAGAUGAUGGAGAUGCCAUCAGUGUGACGACUGUUGCCCCAGGUGCUCAGCCGGAACCUGCAGCUACCUCUGGGCCUCAGAGCAACACAAGCAGUGACACGGCAGUAGGAGUCGGAGGUGGAUCCGACCUCUUUCAGAAGUCUGGCGAAGAAUGCUGAAACCAACAGACAGAAUGAACAAACGCUCUUGGGACAGUUACGUUGUUCAGUGCUAAUGGUAUAGGCAGCAGUGGUGUGAUGUCGCUCAGCAAGCAUGGCAAAUCUUUGUGCUUGUGAAGGAGUUUGACAUCACCGCAGAAACUUUGGCGUUUGGGAAUUCCUCUCAGUGUGGGAGAGAAAGAAAGAUUACUGAAGAAAAGGAAAUAUAAUUGUAUGAGAAGCAGCAGUGUUUGCACAAUCAUGUGUGUGCAUGAUAGAAAAAAAGAAGAGCAUACUUUGAAUAUGCAACCAGUGUAAGAUGCCAUUGAUAAUUCAAGUCUUUAAAAGAAUAAUCUCAUGGAAUAUAGUGGACAUCAUAUGCCUUUUGAUGAAAUUCUUUUUUUUGUCAAGAAAAAAAAAAAGGGCAGUGUAACUGUACUUAAUGAACUGUAUACAUUCCAAGCAGAGACCUGAGCCGCUAUAAGGGAUCAGGACUAACAGAUAUGAAAAUGUUUGUUUAUGUAUUUCUUCCCGUUGCAUGCCAGAAUUUUAAUAUACACACCUGAUAAUCCAGUACUGUGAGGGAUACAUUUCAGUGUUUCCCCCCCUAAACCAUAUAGGGUGUUUGACCUAACCGUAUCUACUCGUAGUCCAGUUUUCAAGUGAAAAGAAGGAACCAGGUUCUUUUUUUUAUUUAUUCUUUUAUGAAAAUUUUAUUUAAAUGGAGCGCACAUACCUCUUUAUUGAGAUAAGGUAAAGAGUCUCAUGAGCGAUCCGCACAGAUCAGUCUAGAUAUAUGAAAUAGGAGAAAACUAGUGAAGAUGAAAAUAUAGGGACAAAUUUACGGAUUGAUUCUGUCAUUUGUUUUGACAGGUUGGAAGGUGUUGUACUGUAGCUCGGCUCUGGUUAUGAAACGGUAUUUCU